UAUAUAAACUAUCUAGAGAGAGAGAGAGAGUUAGAGAGAGAAAGUAGAAAGAAUGGAGGGUUUGCCCCCUGGUUUUCGGUUCUACCCAACUGAAGAAGAGUUGGUCUCGUUCUACCUUCAUAACAAGCUAGAGGGCCGGCGAGAGGAGCUGAACCGGGUCAUUGAUCGGAUUAUUCCUGUUCUUGAUAUUUAUGACUAUAAUCCUUGGGAUCUUCCACAGUUUGGCGGAGAUGUAUCGAGCAGAGACGUAGAGGAGUGGUUUUUCUUCAUUCCGAGGCAAGAAAGUGAAGCUCGUGGAGGAAGGCCGAGGAGGAUUACAAGUAGCGGAUAUUGGAAAGCCACCGGCUCUCCCGGCCAUGUUUACGCCAACAAUCGCAUCAUCGGCAUGAAAAGGACUAUGGUUUUCUAUAGAGGACGAGCUCCUACUGGCCGCAAAACGGAUUGGAAAAUGAAUGAAUAUAAAGCCAAUCGUGGAGAUUCAUCUUCUUCCUCCAUUUCUGCAACACCAAUGGCAAUGCAUGAGUUCACAUUGUGCCGAGUAUAUAAGAAAUCCAAAAACAUACGAGCAUUUGAUAGAAGGCCAUUAGCAUCGGAGAUUGGUGACAUCAGAUCAGCUCAACCCCAACCCGAAGUUUCCAUAAACGCCGAUGAUCAUCAAAAUCUCCCAACGACGACAGAGACUGCAAAUUCUCACGAGAGUUCAUCAUCGGAAGAUCGUCAUGUUACUCAAAUCGGAGAAAGCAGUAACAUGCUAAUGUCUACUGAUAGUGAACCUUUGUGGGAUUGGGAUCAACUGGAAUGGUAUUAGCUAGAUAUAAGAAAAAUAAAUAUAAGUAAUUUAUUGAUACCAAUUUUUUGUAGAUUAAUUGGUACAAAAAUCGUUUUUGAAGAUGUUCGACUCCGACUCGACUGUUAUGAUCAAUUAAUUCAAAAUUAUUAAUUUAA
Molecule: messenger RNA, 945 nt
Organism: Mercurialis annua (annual mercury)
Lineage: Eukaryota; Viridiplantae; Streptophyta; Magnoliopsida; Malpighiales; Euphorbiaceae
Product: NAC domain-containing protein 90-like
Exons: 3
Coding region: 53-808 (251 amino acids)
Biological process (GO): regulation of DNA-templated transcription
Molecular function (GO): DNA binding
Source: RefSeq, a predicted model, not a curated record